Exophiala bonariae is the source of this 1740-nucleotide messenger RNA. RefSeq lists its product as uncharacterized. Gene Ontology annotation, cellular component: plasma membrane. Gene Ontology annotation, molecular function: fluconazole transmembrane transporter activity. Gene Ontology annotation, biological process: xenobiotic detoxification by transmembrane export across the plasma membrane. NCBI's taxonomy places the organism in Eukaryota, Fungi, Ascomycota, Eurotiomycetes, Chaetothyriales, Herpotrichiellaceae. The coding region runs from base 1 to 1740 and encodes 579 amino acids. The record is from RefSeq and is a predicted model, not a curated record. The transcript is spliced from 2 exons.
AUGAAGGAACUCUUUCGAGAUACCGUUGCAGGGCAACUCCUACGCUUGGUGACCAGAGACAGAAUACUCCCAUAUCCCGAAGAAAUCGAUCCAUCAAUAUGCCAAAAAUAUAUCAAUGCCGAGAAGUCCGAAAACAUGGCUCGCGUAGGGAGCACGAACUUACCACCGCCACCACCCAAGGAGGAGGAAGAAAAGACUGAAGAACAAUCCCCGUCAAGUGAAAGCAGACAUCCUUCCACCAACUCGUCCACAACCAACGUCUCCGACACUAACAACCACGGAACCAAUACGGCCAGCAACACCAAAGUCGACCCUGAGAAAGGCCGCGACGCACACAUUGUUGACUGGUACGGACCGACCGACCCGGACAACCCGCAAAACUGGGGUGUCGUGAAGAAAGUCUGGGUGACAUUCGAGAUCUGCCUACUCACCUUCUCCGUCUACAUCGGCUCGGCGAUCUACACGGCAGGCAUCCUCGAUGUCAGCGAGACAUUCGGUGUCAGCCGCGUCGCAGCCACACUCGGCCUGACGCUGUUCGUGCUGGGCUACGGUGUCGGUCCCAUGCUGUGGUCUCCGCUAUCGGAAAUUCCUCAGAUCGGCCGUGGUCCCAUCUACAUCGGAACCCUCGCACUCUUCGUCAUCCUGCAAGUCCCAACAGCCCUCGCGACCAACUUCGGUAUGCUCCUGGCCUUCCGCUUCAUCACGGGCUUCGUCGGCUCACCGUCGCUCGCCACCGGUGGCGCCUCCAUAGGUGACAUGUACACGCCCGCGAAGAGAACGUAUGGUAUGGCUGUGUGGGGCGUCGGGGCAGUCUGUGGUCCGGUGCUAGGACCACUCGUCGGAGGAUUCGCGGUCGAGGCACGCGGAUGGACGUGGACGAUCUGGGAGCUAAUGUGGCUGUCGGGCUUCACACUCGUGCUCAUCACACUAUUCAUGCCAGAAACCUCAUCCGCCAACAUCCUCUACCGGCGCACGCAACGUCUCCGCAAACUCACCGGCAACGACAAACUCAUCUGCGAGCCCGAGCUCGAAGGCCAGGACAUGACAGGCCGCGAGAUCGCGCAGAUGGUACUGGUGCGCCCGUUCACGCUAUGUUUCACAGAGCCGAUGGUCUCCCUGCUCAACCUGUACAUCGCGCUGAUCUACGGCCUACUAUACAUCUGGUUCGAGAGCUUCCCGAUCGUGUUCACCGAGAUCUACCACUUCAGCUUAGGGCUCGAAGGCACGGCGUUUGUGGGCAUUCUGGUCGGCGUCUUCGCCGUGCUACCGCCCUUCAUCUACUACCAGCGCAAGUACAUCGAGCCGAAAUUCAACGACAAGGGCGAACUGCAGCCGGAGUGGCGCCUUCCGCCCUCAUUCGUCGGCGCCUUCGCCAUCCCGCUUUGUCUCUUCUGGUUCGCGUGGACCUCGCGUCCGGAUAUUCACUGGAUCGUGCCCAUCAUCGGCACCGCGUGGUUCAGCAUCGGCGCCUUCUUGCUCUUCAACUCCGUCCUCAAUUACCUGUCGGAUGCGUAUCCCAAGUACGCGGCCAGUGUGCUCGCGGGCAACGAUUUCUUCCGCUCGUCCUUCGGCGCGGGCUUCCCGCUAUUUGCCACGGCCAUGUAUGAGAAGCUCGGUGUUGGGUGGGCCAGCUCGACGCUGGGGUUCAUCUCGAUUGCUUUCAUUCCGAUUCCAUUCAUAUUGUUCAAGUAUGGUGCGAAACUUCGACACAGGAGUAAAUACGCGAUGAAGGAGUUUUAA